Molecule: messenger RNA, 981 nt
Organism: Fusarium redolens
Lineage: Eukaryota; Fungi; Ascomycota; Sordariomycetes; Hypocreales; Nectriaceae
Exons: 3
Coding region: 1-981 (326 amino acids)
Molecular function (GO): oxidoreductase activity
Source: RefSeq, a predicted model, not a curated record
AUGUCCUUGCCAAAAACUACAAAGGGUUGGGUGGUCGAGGGUCAGGGCAGCUUUGACAAUCUCAAGUUUGACACCCAACAGCCUCUCCCUGAGCUCUCUGACAACGAAGUGCUGGUAAAGUUCCAUGCAGCUUCUCUCAAUUUCCGCGAUGUCAUGAUUGCCCAGGGCACUUAUCCUUUCGAUGUCAAGCCAAACAUCAUUCCAGGCUCCGAUGGUGCUGGAGAAGUCGUGGCUACCGGAAAUAAGGUCACCCGCUUUCAGAAUGGUUCCAAGGUCGUGACGUUGUUCAUGCAAACGUAUUAUGGUGGACCGCUGACCCCAAAGGUCUUGGGAUCUGGGGUAGGUGGCUCUAUCGAUGGCACUCUGCGGCAGUACGGUAUCUUUAACGAGAAUGGACUUGUGGAUAUGCCAAGGAACCUCAGUUAUCUGGAGGCUGCAACGCUGCCUUGCAGCGCCCUCACGGCGUGGAAUGCUCUCUACGGGCUCAAGGCAAUCCUUCCCGGCGACUGGGUCUUGACACAGGGUACUGGUGGUGUGAGUAUCUCUGCCCUGCAAUUUGCGAAGGCUGUGGGUGCUCGAGUUGUUGCCACGACUUCUUCGGCAUCCAAGGCUCAGAAGCUGAGGGAACUCGGAGCAGAUCAUGUCAUCAACUACAAGGAGAUUCCGAACUGGGGGGAGGAGGCCAAGAGGCUCACCGAAGGUGGUGUUGACCAUGUCAUCGAGGUUGGGGGCGCGCAUACUGUGACGGAAAGUCUCAAAGCCGUCAAUAUUGGUGGUCUUGUCACCAUCAUUGGUUGGAUUGCUGGACCGGGAGAGACCGGACCGAGCUUUCCUCAGAUCCUAUCCAGCAUGGCUGUUGUCAGGGGAAUCGUUGUUGGAAGCCGAGAUCAAUUCGAAACAAUGAUUCGUGCAAUUGAGGCUUCCAACAUCAAACCCGUUCUCGACCAACAGGUCUUCAAGCUCGAGGAGCUCAAGCAGUGA